AUGGCAGACAGGACUUCGAGAGCUGUACCACCACCGCCCGGCGCCCCGCGACGAGCAGUCCGGCGGAAUCUGUUCCAGGGACUCACGAGGCGGGCGACGGGGGCUACGACGACGGGAACUACAGGGCAGCCCAUGGCCUCUGCUACGGUCGGCGCGGCAUCGGUAUCUUCCACUGCUGCUGCUGCUGCGACGAUGGGAGCAGCAGGGGUAGGAGGACCAGGCGGCAGUGGUUCGACCGCUGCUACUCACAGUAACGGUAACGGCCAUGUCGGCGGUGGCGAGACGCUCCGCCUCGACGUCGACGUUCUCUCCGACGGCGGGCCGCCGUUCGCCAUGGGCCCCGCGGAGAUUGUGGUGCGCGACGAGCACGGCGAGAUUGAGCUCGCGGACCUGCCUACGCUGGUGUUUGACGAGGCUGAUGAGGCUGCUACGAUGGAUGAUCGGGAGGAGAGCAAGAAAGAGCGGCAACGGCUCGCAGAGGCGGUGAAGCAGCAUCAAGUCAACCAUACCGCCGUCCGUGAACAGCCCGAAGAGCUGCUCGAAGCCGUCAAAGCCAGUUUACGAGCCAAAGUCUCGGCUCUCGCCGACGAUAAUUGGAUGUACGAGGCCGAGCCGGAGCUGCCCCGUGGCUUCUGA
Molecule: messenger RNA, 636 nt
Organism: Colletotrichum fioriniae
Lineage: Eukaryota; Fungi; Ascomycota; Sordariomycetes; Glomerellales; Glomerellaceae
Source: RefSeq, a predicted model, not a curated record